Nomia melanderi (Alkali bee) is the source of this 2477-nucleotide messenger RNA. It is a transcript of the gene Ufm1, whose product is annotated as Ubiquitin-fold modifier 1. Gene Ontology annotation, cellular component: nucleus; cytoplasm. Gene Ontology annotation, biological process: protein K69-linked ufmylation. The record is from RefSeq and is a predicted model, not a curated record. Lineage: Eukaryota; Metazoa; Arthropoda; Insecta; Hymenoptera; Halictidae.
CUUCAGUUGUUUACUGUAGAUGGUGUUAUACAUUUUUUUAGCCACUGCAUCGCGUUUUAAAUGUUAAAUAUCCAUUGUAAAUACUCCAAUUGAUAAUUAAUAAUUAACAAUAUGGGCUCUGAAUAAUGCAAUGAGUAAUUCAUCAACGUACUGGAAAAUAUUUAAUCAUAACUGACGCAGUUCUGUAUUAUUUGAUACGUUUAUUGAGCAUAUUAAAUACCGUGAACUGAUCAUAGAGUAUUACCCCAUAAGAGAGCAUUCUAUAGUUUUGGCUAAGUAGUCAAGGUACGACUUGGAAAGGCCAAGUGUCCGACACAACUGAGGUUAUUUCUGUUUGGAGUGACAUUUUUCAAUUACAAACUGACAAUUACUUUUUAAGGAAAUAAUUAUAAUCAAAGUAUGGCGUCCAAAGUUACUUUUAAAAUAACUCUUACUUCUGAUCCAAAAUUACCAUUUAAAGUACUUAGCGUGCCAAAUAAUACACCUUUCACUGCUGUAUUAAAAUUUGCUGCUGAAGAAUUUAAAGUGUCACCAUCCACAUCUGCUAUAAUUACAGAUGAUGGAAUAGGUAUCAAUCCACAGCAAACAGCAGGAAAUGUUUUUCUCAAACAUGGAUCCGAAUUGAGAUUAAUUCCGAGAGAUCGUGUUGGAUACGGCAGAUGAUUUAGAAUAGAUUAGAAGUUCUUAUGAAAUAAAAUACAUUUCUUUCUAAAACUGUGCAUUCGUCUAUAAAUUAUUUUUUAAAAUCUAUAGUUUCUCUUAAUCUAUUCAUAAUACAAUUACUUUGUCAUAUUCAACACGUUAUUUGCCAAUUGACAAAUAUCAAUAAAAACAUUCCUGAAGUUUCAUUAGACAAUUGUAUGGAUAAUAUAUGUUGGUUUCUAUGUAACUAUAUAAAAAUUUAUACCGAUUUGUAAAUAUAAAAGAAAAGAGGAUGAAAUAAUACAAGUAUACUACAUAUACAAGUAUAUAUCUUUGAUAAAAAGAUUUUAUAGAUGAAAUACAUGUAAGAGGUAUAAGGUCGAUACAAAGGUAUGUUAUUACAUGAUAAACUUACUAGCGAUCAGUCAUAGCGCAAUAUUAAACACCAAGAAACUUGUUGUUGCAAUUCAAAUUAAUUUCACCGAGAUUUUGAAACUGUGUGCUAUAAAGGAUCGCAUACAAAUAUCGGGAAUGACUAUAAAUCUACUGUUGCAAUAAAAAGAAAACUUACAGUGUAAAGUGUCAUAAUCUUAUUGAGAAGUACCAUAAGUUGAAAACAAUUUUCUCUUAUCCCCCUUCUCUUUAUGUUUACCAUUGCUUCCUUGUUCACUUCAAGAAGCAGUAAAAGAGACUCGAACAUCAUAUGCAACUUGUGAUUACUUUUCAAGAUAUUAUUCUGAAGUAAUACUAUAUGUGUCUAGUUUUCAAUCAAACAGACAUUUACGAAGCUGCGGAAAAUAAUGUAAUUAUAAAAAAGAAAAGGCAUGGUUACUAAAACAUGGAACAAUGAUGUUUCUCAGUUCUAUAGUAAAUGGCGAAUAAUUACAGAUAUAAAUUUGUAUGAUAAGACAGAUGACGUGAAUGGCAGCUAUUUUUUUUUCUUUUUCAUAACAAAGUUUCACUUUGUUCCUCUUUCUAUUUAUGAUGCGUAUAAAACAUGGUAAAAAAUUGUGAUCAGUAUACAAGAUAAUAUGCACAACUUUUUGAAUGCAGCACUUAGAGGUGUUCUACUCGCUGUAUAGGAAAUUUCGUGUUGAUUCAAUACGUAUCUCUAAACUAAUAAAAUUCUUCGAUAUUUCCUUCCUAUUACUGUGACUUACUGUAACUUACUGUGCCCACAAAUAUGACAGAAUGUAAAAAGGGAAUGUUACUUUAGACUUUGUUGAAUAAAUUGCGUAAAUAAAAAGGCAUCUAGUUAGCGAUGAGACUCAUAAUUCGUCUGAGCUGAAUAUCAAAACUCAUACUACAAUCACAUAAUUUUCAAGGAUUCAAUUAUUUUAUAACUAGUCAUUGAAACUCAGAUUUGUUAUGUUUUAAUAUCGUUAUUAAACAUGUUAACGUUUGAACUAAUCGUCGAUUGUAAUCAACCAAUAUAUGUUAGUUUGAUGGGUUCUGAGUUACAACUAAACUGGUACAUGGUAUAAUUGAUAUGUAUAGACAUAAGUCAUAUGUCUGAAAUAUAAUUCUUCCCAAAAAAAGAAUCAAUCUUAAAUAUAAAUGCAAUAAUAAUGAAUGCAGGACGUGCGUCUCAGUCUCAUCACUAAUUGUGUUCUUUUAUCACGAAAAAUAUAUAUGAUUUUACUUUCAUUGGCAAUUACGUACUAGGACUCGUUAAAGGGGCAUAGCACCAUUGGGUCAAAAUUUUAUACUAAAAUGAUGAAGACUGCACUAUGAUGACGGAAUAUAUAAAGGUAUAAAGUGUGUGCGUGAUUCAAACACGUUACAAAGUUGCUUACCAAAGCGAAGGGAACAUUCAUGCAAAAUGGAUGUCAAUC